AUGGCUCCGGCAUUUUUUUCCGAUUUAAAGUUCCUCGUUGUAGCAGGCAUUGGGCUGUUUGGUGACGGCUAUCUGAACGUUAGCAUUGGUUUGGUUGUGCCCAUGAUUGGGUACAUCUACUACCAGGACGAGGGCAGCAAAGUCCCGACAGUGCCUGCCGACAUCAUCAAGGGCGCUCUGUCCAUUGGCAUGGUCCUCGGCCAGUUUCUCUUUGGCCUUUUUGGUGAUACACUGGGCCGGCGACACGUCUAUGGCAAGGAGCUGCUGGUGACCAUCAUCGGAACUCUGCUUGUGAUUCUCCUUCCCUGGUCCAAGACGAUUUCGCACAACGGCAUCGUGGCGUGGCUCUCCGUCUUUCGCGUUCUCAGUGGCAUAGGGACAGGAGGUGACUAUCCAGUGACGGCAUCUCUUUCGGCCGAGCACAACCCCGUCGGCUCGCGUGCACGUCUCGUCCUCCUCGUCUUUGCGUCUCUCGGCCUGGGCACAAUGGCAUCGGGCGUCGUGUACGUCGUCCUCCUGGAAGCCUUCAAAGGCGCUGUGGAGAGCAACAUCGACCACCUGCAGUGGGUGUGGCGUCUUCUGUUUGGCAUUGGCAUCAUCCCUUCGGCAUUGACCGUAUACGCUCGGCUCACCAUGCCCGAGACCAAGCCCUACGAGGAGUAUGUCGGUGCCGACGCGAGCUUGCAAAGGGGCCGCCGUGGUCUGAAGCAGCAGCUCCGUGAUUUCCGUGAAUACUUUGCCGAGUGGAAGCAUGCCAAAGUGUUGUUUGCGACCUGUUCGACCUGGUUUCUCUUCGAUAUUGCAUUUUACGGUAUUAGCCUGAACCAGAGCGUUAUUCUCGGAAAGAUUGGCUAUGGAACGGGCCCUACGCCAUGGGCAACGCUUCACAAUACCGCUAUUGGAAACAUAAUCGUCUGUGCCGCGGGAUUCCUGCCGGGCUACUAUCUGUCCAUGUUCCUGCCCGACCUCUUGGGCCGCGUCCGCCAACAAGUCAUUUGCAGCAUGGCCGUGGCCGUCUUCUAUGCCAUCUGGGCGGGCGUCACCGACCACACAUCGGCCGGUGGGCUGCUCACGCUCUUCACCUUUUCCCAGUUCUUCCUCUGCGUCGGACCCAGUGCCACCACGUUUCUGAUCCCCGUCGAGGUUUUUCCGACUCGUGUACGGGCCACUGCCCAUGGAUUGUCUGCCGCCUCGGGCAAAGCCGGUGCCAUUUUGGCCGCCUUCACAUUCGGCACGGCGACGGACAAGAUCGGUCUUAAGGGCGUCCUGGGUCUGUUUUCCGGUAUUAUGGCCCUGGUCGCCCUGAUCACGCUCUUGAUCCCUGAGACAAAGGGCCGGACACUCGAGGAGAUUGAGUCGGGUAUUUUGUACGGCAGUGCCGUGACGGUCGUGCGUGAGGUGGAGGGCGAGUCGGAGAUAGAGGCACCUGUGGUUAAGGGGGAGAAGAGUCAGCCUGUGGAGUAA
Molecule: messenger RNA, 1464 nt
Organism: Sporothrix brasiliensis 5110
Lineage: Eukaryota; Fungi; Ascomycota; Sordariomycetes; Ophiostomatales; Ophiostomataceae
Product: inorganic phosphate transporter
Exons: 6
Coding region: 1-1464 (487 amino acids)
Biological process (GO): carboxylic acid transport; transmembrane transport
Cellular component (GO): plasma membrane
Molecular function (GO): carboxylic acid transmembrane transporter activity
Source: RefSeq, a predicted model, not a curated record